Molecule: messenger RNA, 846 nt
Organism: Triticum turgidum subsp. durum (durum wheat)
Lineage: Eukaryota; Viridiplantae; Streptophyta; Magnoliopsida; Poales; Poaceae
Source: the annotation of a GenBank genome assembly
AUGGCGCGGAUGACGCUCCUCCUCCUCCUGCUGCUCCUCCUCCUCCUGGGCACGGCCGCCGCCGACACCACCUCCACUACCAGCAGCACGGCCGCCGACACCAUGUACACCACCACCAGCAGCAGCGAACCGACGAGCGACCAACAGCAGCAGCAGGCGUCGUCGCCAUCAUCAUCAUCAUCAUCAUCCUCUCCAGCAGGAGCAGGAGCAGAAGCAGAAGCAGCAACACCAUCAUCAUCGUCUCCAACAGGAGCAGAAGCAACACCAUCACCGUCCUAUCCAGCAGGAGAAGCAGCAACACCAUCAUCGUCUCCAGCAGCAACAACACCGGCAUCGUCUCCGGCAGGAGCAGGAGCACCGCCGCCCCCGCCGGGGGCGGGGUUCUACAAGGGCAUGUCCCGCGAGUUCGUGAACGAGCACAACAAGGUGCGCGCCAAGUACGACGCGCCGACGCUGGCGUGGGACAAGACGCUGGCCCUGUACGCGCGGCGGUGGGCGGCGCAGAUACAGCAGGACUGCGACCAGGCCCGGCACUCGCCGCAGGCCCAUCCGCUGGGGUACGGCGAGUGCUUCUUCGUGGGCAACAAUGGCACCGCGGAGGACGCGCUGUGCAGCUGGGAGAGGGAGGAGUACAUCUACGAGAAGGGCACCAAGCACUGCACCUCCGGCCACGACUUCCGCGAUUGCGGCCACUUCGUCAUCAUGAUCGAGAAGACGUACCACUACGUCGGCUGCGGCCGCGCCCCCUGCCUCACCGGCCCCCGUCAGGGCCAGUUCUUCAUCUCCUGCAACUACAGCGCCGUUAGGCCCAACACCACCACCGCCUCCGCCUCCAACCCCACCUGA